This is a messenger RNA of Microtus oregoni (creeping vole), 4551 nucleotides long. RefSeq names its product t-complex 11 like 1 (gene Tcp11l1). Bases 302 to 1831 code for a protein of 509 amino acids. The transcript has 10 exons. Gene Ontology annotation, biological process: signal transduction. Lineage: Eukaryota; Metazoa; Chordata; Mammalia; Rodentia; Cricetidae. The record is from RefSeq and is a predicted model, not a curated record.
CGUACAGGAACAUGGCGGCGCCCUACGCUGGGCAGGCGCGUCCCGGCUCACACCCGCCUCCUGUGCACAGCCAGGCACUGAGGACCGGUCACCGUGGCGGCUGCCCCCCGCAGCGGGGCUGAGAGGACUGCCGGCAGCCCGACGAGCCAGGCAUUCGGGACCGGAGGGUCACGGCCCAGGCGCCCGGCCGCCGCGCAUCGCUCCCGCCCCUUCGCGGCGCCAGCCCGCGGGAUUCGCAGCGGGAGCGACCGCAGGGAGAUCGCCGACGCCUCGGCAGGGCAGCGAAUAGACCUCACCGAGGAUGUCUGAAAACCUCGACAAGUCCCACAGAAACAAAGCAGGAGAGUCGAAGCCGAGUGACUCUGAGCAAGGCCUGGGAGGUGCUCUGGAACAUUCUGAUGAAGCCUUGCAGAAAGAAGUAAAGUCGGACGCACCUAGUCCCCAGAGAGUGGGGAGACCUCACUCUAGUCCUCCUCGGCUUGUCACUGUAGAGGAGCUUCUAGAAACAGCGAAAGGAGUCACCAACAUGGCUCUGGCCCAUGAAAUUGUGGUAAAUGGAGACUUCCGGAUUAACACUGUUGAAUUAGCAGAAGGCAGCUUGGAGAAGAGAGUAAAGGAGAUUGUACAUAAAGCUUUCUGGGAUUGCCUGAGUGUCCAGCUAAGUGAAGACCCCCCAACAUAUGACCAUGCCAUCAAACUUGUAGGAGAGAUCAAAGAGACUCUGCUGUCUUUCCUGCUGCCUGGUCACACUAGACUAAGAAACCAGAUAACCGAGGUCUUGGAUCUGGAACUGAUAAAACAGGAAGCAGAGAAUGGGGCCCUAAACAUUUCCAAGCUGGCAGAAUUCAUUAUUGGCAUGAUGGGGACAUUGUGUGCACCUGCUCGAGAUGAGGAAGUGAAGAAACUAAAGGACAUUAAGGAAAUAGUGCCUCUUUUCAGGGCAAUCUUUUCUGUGUUGGACCUAAUGAAAGUAGACAUGGCCAACUUUGCUAUCACUAGCAUUAGGCCGCACCUCAUGCAGCAGUCUGUCGAGUAUGAGAGGAAGAAGUUUCAGGAAGUCUUGGAGAAGCAGCCAAACUCCCUGGACUUUGUCACCCAGUGGCUGGAGGAGGCCUCAAAUGACCUUCUGACUCAGAAGUACAAACAUGCCCUGCCUGCUGGGGGAGGGGCUGCUGGUUCAGGGGAUGCUCCGGUGCUGACCCCUGUUUCUGUCCAGAAUUAUGCCUACCUGAAGCUGCUGAAAUGGGACCACUUCCGGAGACCUUUCCCCGAGACCCUUUUGAUGGACCAGUCUCGUUUCCAAGAGCUCCAACUGCAGCUGGAGCAGCUGGCCGUCCUGGGAGCGGUGCUGCUCGUCACAUUCAGUACCGCUGCACCUGGAAUCUCUGGCCACGCUGACUUUGCUGAGAAACUCAAGAUGACGGUGAAGAUUCUGCUAAUGGACAUGCAUCUGCCUUCCUUCCAUCUGGAGGAUGCUCUGACGUCCAUUGGGGAGAAAGUGUGUCUGGAGGUGAGAAGCUGCCUCUCCCUAUGUGGAUCCUCCCCAUUCUCCACCAAUAAGGAGACUGUGCUCAAGGGCCAGGUUCAGGCCCUGGCCAGUCCUGACGACCCCAUUCGCAGGAUCGUGGAGUCCCGAAUUUUGACCUUCUUGGAGACAUACCUUGCCUCUGGUCAUCAGAAGCUACUGCCUACGGUGCCAGGGGGCUUGGGUCCCAUUCAAAAAGAGCUGGAAGAAAUUGCAGUGAAAUUUGUGCGCCUGGUCAACUAUAACAAGAUGGUGUUCUGUCCUUACUAUGACACAAUCCUCAGUAAGCUCCUUCUCCGCCCCUGAGGCGCACGGCUGCCGCAGCACCCCCUCACGUCCUCAGAAGCCCGCUGUCGCAGUGCCCUGCUGUGGAGAAUGGCAAUGGGUACGCUCCUGUGUAACGGCACUGGUUCCGUUAAACACACGAAGACCAUAGUGUGUCGCUGAAGGACUCACGGAAGGGCGCACUGAGCUCUGUUCUGUAUUUACUAGUGCAAGUUUACAAGCUCAAGAAGCUUUUGUUCUCUGGAGUGUGUAGGUAGUGGCCAGCUGGUAUCAGUUGACUGCCACUGUCUCUGCUCCCGCUGCAUCGGCUUGGAGGAGCCAGCUCUCCAAGGAGCCUGGGACCUUUCUUGUGGGUCGUUCCUUCUCAGAUACCCCAGGCUGGCACAUAAGCCAUGACUUGUUCCCUUGCCACCCUACAGCAUUCCUCCCGGUAUUCUUCCCCGGGACCGUUUUAGGGCUUUUUCCUUCUUUUUUCAAGACAAAGUUUCUCCAUGUAGCCCUAGCUGUGGAACUAGCUCUGUAGUCCCGGCUGGCCUAAACUCACAGAGAUCUGCCUGCCUCUGCCUCUGCCUCCCCAGUGCUGGCAUUAAAGGUGUGCACCACUAAUGCCUGCCCCUUGUUGGUGUUUUAUGACCAGGCUGUCUAUAGCCUUACAGUGUCCUGUUCCACCCCUUCCCCACCUCCAUCCGUUUAUUGCUUCUUAGGUCCGGCCUAGCCAGUGCUCCAAGCCCUUUUGUUCUUCAGCAGAGUUACUUGAUAAUAUAUUUUGUCUAAUUUUUUUAUUAUUAUUAUUUUUGAAACAGCAUCUCUCUCACACACACACUGGCCUGGAACUUGCUAUGUAGAACAAGCUGACUCCAGACUUGUAUGAAUCCUCCUGCCUCUACUUCACACAUGCCAGGGUUACAGGCCUUUGCCACCAUACCCGUUGGAUAGAACUUGAUUUUGAAAAGCUUGUUUUGUUGGUUGGGAUGUAGUACAGUGGUUAGUGAUUGUCUAGUAUGCACAAGGCCCUGGGAUCCAUUUCUUGCAUCUAAACAAUGAAAGACACACACACACUAGGCAUUAAGAAGUCAUAAGCCCCUGUAGCUUCAGUUACUUGAAAGGUAGGAAGACUGUUUUUGCCCAAGAAUUAAGCAGCCUGGGUAAUGAAGAGUCCAUCUUUUUGUUUUGUUUUGUUUUUUGAGACAGGGUUUCUCUGUAGCUUUGGAGCCUGUCCUGGAACUAGCUCUUGUAGAUCAGGCUGGCCUCGAACUCACAGAGAUCCGCCUGCCUCUGCCUCCCGAGUGCUGGGAUUAAAGGCUUGUGCCACCACCGUCCCGUUUAAAGAGUUCAUCUUAAAAGAACAAGGAUAGGGCCGGGCAGUGGUGGCUCAUGCCUUUAGUCCCAGCUCUUUGGAGGCAGAGGCAGAGGCAGGUGGAUUUCUGUGAGUUCGAGGCCAGCCUGGUCUGUAGUGUGAGUUCCAGGACAGGCUCCAAAACUACAGAGAAACCCUGCCUCGAAAAACAAAACAAAAUAAAAAACAAACACAACAACAAAGAGAACAGAGACAGAAAUACUGUCCCUUUGUCCUUGCUGCAGAAGUGCUCCUGAGUCAGAAUGGCUGCAGCUGAGGCUUGUGGAGCCAGGCAUGGUGACAUGUGCCUGUAAUCUUAGCUUUAGGGAGGCCGAGGCAACAGAACUGCAAACUGAAGGCUAACCUGGAGUACAUAGGAAAAGCCUCAUUCAAAAGCAAGACAUGCUGGGCAGUGGUGGCACACGCCUUUAGUCCCAGGACUUGGGAAGCAGAGGCAGGUGAAUAUCUGUGAAUUUGAGCCAUCCUGGUCUACAGAGCGAGUUCCAGGACAGCCAGGUCAGGGCUACAGAGAAACCCUGUCUAAAAAAAAAAAAACUGAAAAGAUAGAUGUAUAUAGUUUAGUAUAACAGGAAAGAGAAUACUCGAAUAAUCCAGAUGAGCUGACAGGAUUCUAAUCAGAAAUUAGAUUUAAGUAUUCCAGGUAGAAUAGCCCAACCUCACUAAUCUAGGGAAGAAAGACAAGUCCCCAGCAUUUGAGCAGAAUUUAAGGAAUUUGAGUGACCAGAAUUCCUAACACACCGUGUGACCAUGAGAAUGCUUCAGAUGAUCUGUUUAAAAAAAAAAAAAAAAAAGCCAGGCGGUGGCAAACGCCUUUAAUCCCAGCACUUGGGAGGCAGAGCCAUCUGGAACUCUAGGUUUAGGGCCAGCCUGGUCUACAGAGCAAGUUCCAGGACAGCCAGGGUAAACAGAAACCCCAUCUUGGAAAAGCAGAAUAUGUUCUGCACGGCUGUGUGUGUUUUAGAGAGGAGCGCUGUGGUAGAAGCAGAGCCGUGGCAUUGGAGUGCUCUCCCGCCAGACUGACAGUCCCCGCUGAUGACAGAUGCAGAGUGCACAGUGACCCUGGCCGGGGAGCUCACCUAACACCCAACACUUCAAGGCGGAGGCCGAGGCUAGCCUGGGUUACAUCGCAAGGCCCCACCUGGAAAAGAAGAGGAAAGAACGGCUGAAGUGAGGGUGAUUCCCUCAAAGGUGUGCGACCAACGACUCUAGUGCUGGUUUGUUUCCCAGUGAAAUAAUGUGCUGGGCGCGGGGAGCCACCCUUAAUCAGAGGGACUCCGCGAGUUCAAGGCCAGGCUGGUCUACACAGUGACUUUCCAGGCUGUCGAGGGAUGCAUAGUGAGACCCUGUCCUAAAAACAAAUAAAGUAUGCUAUGUUAUGUGCUCA